Amoebophrya sp. A25 is the source of this 303-nucleotide messenger RNA. Lineage: Eukaryota; Dinophyceae; Syndiniales; Amoebophryaceae. The record is from the annotation of a GenBank genome assembly.
AGGAGGCCUACCGUAGUAUGUCACCGCGAGCGAGAGGAGGCCUUCAUGAUGAUGGAAGCGGUGAUGAUGUUGCAGGAAGUUUGCUCAGCGAAGGAGAUGUGUCCUCUGGUUCUUGUAGUGGUACAACGACCAAGUGUCGUCGCGGAAGCAGUGCAAGAGAGCAGGAUAGCGAUAGAGGCAGUGGCCCUAGUGAAUUCUUCAUGUCGGGUAUGCCUAGCGCGGGUGAUAUUGGCGGAACAAGCUGUGUAAGUCGUAGUCUAGUUCCUCCUCCACCUGGCUGCAGUGGUGUCACAUCGUGUGGAC